This is a messenger RNA of Notothenia coriiceps (black rockcod), 2259 nucleotides long. RefSeq names its product non-lysosomal glucosylceramidase-like. The transcript has 10 exons. Gene Ontology annotation, molecular function: beta-glucosidase activity. The annotation marks the transcript as partial. The record is from RefSeq and is a predicted model, not a curated record. Gene Ontology annotation, biological process: central nervous system development; carbohydrate metabolic process. NCBI's taxonomy places the organism in Eukaryota, Metazoa, Chordata, Actinopteri, Perciformes, Nototheniidae.
GAGAUACACUCGUUACUUUGGGACCAAAGGGGAUGCUUCCCCCUCAUUAGGUCACUACGCACUAACACACUACAGACAGUGGGAGAAGAGCAUUGACGAGUGGCAAAGACCCAUUCUCCAGGACAGCUCCCUCCCCUCCUGGUAUAAGUCGGCCCUAUUUAACGAGCUGUACUUUGUGGUGGAUGGAGGGACGGUGUGGACGGAGCUACCGGAGGACGCUGAUGUCAGUGGGGGGGUGCGCAGCGAGGACGGGGGGCUGCCAGCUCAGCCCGCCGUCGUUAAAGAGUUCGGACGUUUCGCCUACCUAGAAGGUCAGGAGUACAGAAUGUACAACACAUACGACGUGCACUUCUACGCCUCGUUUGCACUUAUCAUGCUGUGGCCUAAACUUGCCUUGAGUUUGCAAUAUGAUAUUGCCGGCAGUGUGGUUCAGCAGGACCCCAUGGAGAGGCUGCAUCUGAUGAGCGGGCGCUACUCUCCUGUCAAGGCCAAAAACGUGGUACCUCACGACAUAGGAGACCCAGAUGAUGAGCCGUGGCAGAGGGUAAAUGCUUACCUCAUCCAUGACACUGCAGACUGGAAGGACCUGAACCUGAAGUUUGUGCUGCAGGUCUACAGGGACUUUCAUCUCACUCAGGACCAUCAGUACCUGAAGGACAUGUGGCCCGUCUGCCAGGCGGUGAUGGAGUCAGAGAUGAAGUUCGACUUGGAUGGAGACGGCCUUAUAGAGAAUUCUGGAUAUGCCGACCAGACUUAUGACGGCUGGACGGUUACGGGACCAAGUGCGUACUGUGGUGGGCUGUGGUUAGCGUCCCUGUGUGUUAUGUGUAAAAUGGCCAAACUGGUGGAAAAUGAGGAGGCAUACAAACGCUACAGAGACAUCUUGGACCGGGGCAGCGCUGCUUAUGACAAACUGCUGUGGAACGGCAAGUACUACAACUAUGACAGCAGUGGGAGGGACCUUUCUAAUAGCGUCAUGUCUGACCAGUGUGCUGGCCAUUGGUUCCUGAAAGCGUCUGGACUGGGAGAGGGAGAAUACCAGGCUUUUCCCAAAGAAAAAAUUCAGACCGCACUGAAAUCUGUCUUUGACUUGAAUGUAAUGAGCUUCGCUGGAGGCCAGAUGGGGGCAGUUAACGGCAUGCGCCCCGAGGGAGUGCCUGACCGCUCCAGUGUCCAGUCGGAUGAAGUCUGGAUUGGAGUCGUGUAUGGACUAGCAGCCACUAUGAUACAUGAGGGGAUGCAGGAGGAGGGUAUGCGCACGGCGGAGGGCUGCUACCGAACCGUGUGGGAGCGGCUGGGCAUGGCCUUCCAGACUCCUGAAGCGUACUGCGAGAAGGGAAUCUACCGCUCUCUGGCAUACAUGAGGCCUUUGAGUGUGUGGGCCAUGCAGCUGGCCCUCAACACUUCACAGAAGGAUCAGACCACAACAGCUCAAACUGAAGCUACAGAUGGAGAGCACGGACAGGAUUUGGGAGAAACUCAGAGCUAGGACCUGAUUAUUAAAACUGGUGUGACUAGGAAGGUCUUCUGAAAGUAACAUCAAAACUCUCCUGCAGUCAUCACCCUCAUCUGCACCGCUGCCCUGUCUAGUCACAGACUUUUAACUUAAUUCUCCACUGUUUUUUUCUUCAAAUGUUUGAGACUCAAGGUCAGCACUCUGAUGGUUUACGCUUGAAAAACUCAGUAGCUACUGUAGAUCAUGAUAUUGUUAGGUCGGAAUCUGAAGAGACUGCAAAUGGUUCCUAAUUUUCUUUUGUUGUCAUGAUGUGUAGGGUGAUAUUCAGGCCAUGUCAAAAUCAUAGCCAGUGUGUAUUUCUAACUCAAAUGUGACCCUUUGUUUCUGUAACAUAUUGUCUACUUUCCCACCUUUACAUUCAUUUGCAAGCACUACACUUCACAGUUUUUCAAUAAUAUUGUUGAACACUUGGAACAAGUUAAUAUGCUUAAUAUUUUAGGACAGUUUUUUCUUUUUAUACUAGCCUCAAGCAGUCACUAUUGUCUUUGACAGUCGGGUUCACAAGAGGGCCUGUGAGUGAAUCAAACAAGAUUUGAAAUAUUGGUCAAUAAAAACGGUCGAUUAGAAGAUUUCCUCUAAAAUUUGAAUUCUGUUCUUGGUAAUGUAAUAUGUUUUUUGUUUAAUAACAUUUGGUGCCUUGUUGCAUGUUGGCCACAUCUACAGUAUAUUAAUGUAGUGGCAACAUUUACUAUAUUUUAUAAAAUCCAAUACUCAUGACAAUCAUGCUGAAUAAAUGACUGAAU